GGCAACGCGGGCCGGCGAACAAAACUCCACGUUCAUUUCUUAACGAGCUCAAAUGGAGUCGUCCUUCUUCGAUGAUUUGUUGAAGAGAGAUGUGGACCAAAACGCUGUAAAUGCAAUUGUUGGGUCUCUCGAGAGUCAGGUUUCAUCAGUGAGCAGUUCCAGCAACAAGCUGAUUAAUUCCUCAUCUCACUCGACAACCCUUCUAGCAAAUGAUGGAGGGAAGAUUGCAACGGCUGGACCCAUCGAUAGCUCAGCAACAAACCACAUACAGAUCUCUAGUAGGAUUGCUCCUAUCAAUGGAUCAUCGCAAAACUUAUCUGUUGCCAAUUCAGUUAUUGCUUCUAACAGUAUUAUCGGCAAACCUACAAGUACUGUGCGAUCAUCUACCCCAAAUAAGCAAUCGCCUUCACCAACUAUUUCUGCAAACUCUUCACAGGUUAAUAUCGCGCCAAAGAACGUCCUCUCGAAUACUGUUCCUAUUGCACCCCGUAUGCCGACAACUAUAAUGUUGACUCCACAGUUAUCACAAAUGUUAGCGGCACAAGGAUUUGCAGGGACUGCCCUUGUACCGAGCAAUUUAGUUGGAAAUGUGAGAAUGGCGGGCACACCGUUGCCACUAGCUCCCAGGCUGACAGGGCCUAACACUGUCACUGCCGUGUCCGGUAUCAAUUUGAUGACCGGACAGAUUCCUGGUGUUCAAAAUAUUGUAUCAAGGCUACCAGCUCCACAACCAGUAAUUCUAACCCAGAAUGCGAAACAAGAACCGAAUACAUCAACGGGGCGAGGAAAUUCGCCAAAGCCAAACACCAUUGCAAUGCAGGCCCCACUCUCAUCUGCUGUCACUAUUGGCCUACCAUCAUCAACCUUGACACAAGUCAAAGGAACAAGCCCUGUUCCUGGAGUAGUUACUUAUCGUUUUAGACAAGUAAAUCCUGCUGCAGCAGUAUCAAACAUUAAUGCAAGUAAUGUUGCUGUCAUGAAAGAAUCUGUGAAGAAACUCAAAGAGUUCUUCCAAAAUUUGAUUAGUCUUGCAUGUGGACCAAACCAGCCACCUGAUAUUGGAAGGAGUGUUAAAGAACUUGUUCAAAACGUUAUGUAUAAUAAGAUGAAUGAAGAAGAAUUUGUAGAAAAGCUGCAGCUCACUCUUAAAUCAGAUCCACAACCCAAUCUGGUGCCAUUUCUAAAGAGAACCUUGCCUCACCUCAGAGAAACCAUGAAACAGCAAAGCAAAGUGCAAACAACACAGCCCAUCCAGCAGCCACUGAAAAUGCAAGAGGAGUUGCAAAAAGUAGCUCUCAGUACAUCUCAAACACAAGUGCAAAAAAGUCAAGUGCAGUCCACUGUAAAUUUAUUAGCAAACCAAAAGACAACUCCAGCUGCACUGCAAGCAGCCGUUAUGCAAAUCAAUACUAAUUCACAACAGAAUUUAGCCCAAUCUCAGCAAGCCUUGCUGAACCGAACCCUAGCUCUACAUCGACAGCAGAUGAUGCAGAAACAGAUGGUCCAAGGUGACAGAAUUAUACACAACCCAGCAGGUAUCGGCAAAGAUAUCGCAACAGUGAUGAAAGCUGUGACGGGCCAGUCUCAGGUGUUGGUGAAUGCCACUGCAGCUCAGGCAGAGAAAAGCAAGCACAAGGCAGCCUUUCACUAUUCUUCAGCAAUGACAAGUAACGACGAUGAUAUCAAUGACGUCACAUGCAUGGCUGGGGUCAACCUUAUGGAAGAAAGCGCUAAAAUUUUAUCGACUGGAUCUGAGCUGUUGGGCUCUCAAACCAGAAGCUGCAAAGAUGAGGUUUUCUUAUCAACAGAACCUUUAAAGAGGAAAAUCGAAGCCAUAGUUAAAAAGCACAAGAUUCGUGACGCUCAACAAGAUGUCAUUUCCAUGGUAUCACAUGCCACCGAAGAGAGGCUACGGAACAUUAUCGAACGACUAUCUGUCCUUAGUUUACAUCGAGUGGAAGCUCACAAGGAGCAUCCUUCUUUCGAAGUUGUCUCGGACGUCAAAUCACAAUUGCGGGUCUUCGAACAAAUAGACGAGGUGGAGAGGAAACACAGGGAAGCAAGAGAGCGGGAAAUGCUCAUGAGGGUCGCAAAGAGUCGUUCAAGGACGGAAGAUCCGGAGCAAGCAAGGCUGAAAGAAAAAGCGAAACAGCUUCAACAAGAAGAGGAAGAGUUACUUCGAAAGCGCGCGGCCAACAAGACGGCCUUAGAAGCGAUAGGACCCCGUAAAAAGCGGAAGUUAGACGAAGCUUUGGAGUCGCUAAGCACUGCUCAUACAUCAGACCCAAGCAACAACGACGCGUCAUCAUCUUCACAACUUCAGCCGAUGCGGUUACGGACUCGACGAAUCACGAUGCGUGACUUGCAGUUUGUGUUAGAGCAAGACAGAGAGUCGUCAAGGUCAAUGCUUCUCUUUAAAUCGUAUCUAAGGUGAUAGCGAAUGACCUGGCAGUCGCCGCGGUCGCAAGGCAUCAUUUCCACAUUCAUGCAAGCCUCGAUACAGUUUCGAGGUCACAGCGUCAUUGCAUUGCGUUCACAGCACACCGGAUGAACGAUCAUCUUGACGAACUAACAUGGUGCAAGGGUAUAUGAAGUACUGCCUCGUUUUUGAACAUUGGGAAGUAACAGUUUCGAAGCUGGUCUUAGUUCGAUGACAAUGAUGACAUUUAGCAGUUUUAGAGAAUUUAGGUGGAGUUUCUGUAAUAAGGCAGAUGUAAACCAAAUUUGUUUUAUAUGACAUAUCUUAGGCAUAUUUUGCAAAAUUUGUUACUUAAAGUUGGGAAUUUGCUAGCUACACCAUUUCACCUAAGGUACACCAAAAAUCGCAUCCAACCCGUCGCGCUAGAAUGUUGUUUAACGCAAAUUUUUAAUUAAGUAAAUUUCAACCAGUGGACACGUGUAUCGGUUGGUGGACGAUUAUUCGAACGAAAUUAACUUGAGAUGUCAUGUUUUUUUGGAUCUGUCAUUUAGUCAUAAUAUAAAUUGUAUGUGGAUCUUUGUAGAAUCCGAUAAUUAAAUGAAACGUCGAUAAAGUAAGUCUUUCUAAGUCUUUCAGAUAAAGUAUAUCUGGCUAGGCUGCUUAUCACCAAUUGCGAAUGGAUUCACCCCCAACUUUAUGGAUGCUCAAAAUCUUUUAUUUCCUCGCCGCUUUGCUAGUUUCUGGGAUAAUCCGCUAGCAAAAUUUCUCAUUUUUGUGUUGUACAAAUGUAUGGCGUGGUAUGAUUUUGAGUCAAACUUCAAGAUAGCAAGAAUUACUCGCUAGUCCACCCAUGGCUCGAAAGAUCGUUUUCCCACCACUUGUAAACAGUUUUAGAGUUCUAUCGUAUAAUACUCGAUCAAAUUCUGGGAUACAAUUUUUUUGAAAAAAAAUAUACCUUUUAUAGACUGGUACACAAAUCAUCUUGAAACGGCCUCGUUAUCAAUGGGCUUUCUUUAUGUAAGCUGAAGUACGGUAUACCAAAUUAAUCAAGAUGUCGUUAGCCACUUUCUGGUUAAGACGCUUACCACGUGACUUAGGCUGUCGUCGUAUGUAGUUGGUGAGUGUAUUACGGUAAAGUUGUCCAUGCACUACCCUAAGCACGAGCCUUUUUAACCAAGUAUGUCUCAAUUAGAAAACUUCAUCGAUGUUUAGGAGCCAGUAGAAGUAUUUAUAAAUGUGUUGCUGGGAAGGUCAGUCUUUUCUCUGGGCCGAUGAAGAGUGUGAUCUGUACUCCCUCCCCCUCUACCCUAUGUAGUAAACCCUGGCCUCGUCGCGUUGUAAAUUUUGUAUUUUAACCAGCACUUGACAUUUCCAUACAUGUCUUCGUGGUAGUGUAAGAGGUCGGAAAAAGGACAUCACGCUUUCACAGCUUCCUAUAAAGGAAAACAGUUAGAUUUGUUAUCUUGUUUUUAUUCUGUUGAUUAGAAUUAUUGCUGUCGUCGAGUCAUGUCUUUUUUAUGCCAAAUAAUUACCAUUUCA
Messenger RNA from Rhopilema esculentum, 3958 nucleotides. RefSeq names its product transcription initiation factor TFIID subunit 4. The record is from RefSeq and is a predicted model, not a curated record. Gene Ontology annotation, molecular function: RNA polymerase II general transcription initiation factor activity; protein heterodimerization activity; DNA binding. Gene Ontology annotation, biological process: DNA-templated transcription; transcription initiation at RNA polymerase II promoter. Lineage: Eukaryota; Metazoa; Cnidaria; Scyphozoa; Rhizostomeae; Rhizostomatidae. Gene Ontology annotation, cellular component: transcription factor TFIID complex.